Messenger RNA from Hibiscus syriacus, 1203 nucleotides. RefSeq names its product galactinol synthase 2-like. The record is from RefSeq and is a predicted model, not a curated record. Lineage: Eukaryota; Viridiplantae; Streptophyta; Magnoliopsida; Malvales; Malvaceae. The transcript is spliced from 2 exons. Bases 96 to 1118 code for a protein of 340 amino acids. Gene Ontology annotation, molecular function: glycosyltransferase activity.
ACUGAUCUCACUUUUCCAACAACACUCAUUUUCCUUCAAACCAAACACUCAACUAAAAACACCCAUAGCUUACCCUUUUACCAUUUAAGCAAAACAUGGCUCCUAACAUCACCAGUACCAAAGCUGCCACUCUCACCGUCACCAAGGCUCCAGUCCCUCCCAAAAGGGCUUACGUUACGUUCUUGGCAGGGAACGGAGACUACGUGAAGGGCGUGAUGGGUUUAGCCAAGGGACUCAGGAAGGUUAAGAGCAAGUAUCCACUUGUGGUGGCACAUUUGCCCGACGUCCCAGAGGAUCACAGGAAGAUACUUGUGGAUCAGGGUUGUAUACUUAAGGAGAUCAAGCCUGUGUAUCCACCUGAGAACCAGACCCAGUUUGCCAUGGCCUACUAUGUAAUCAACUACUCCAAGCUACGUAUCUGGGAGUUUGUGGAGUAUUCCAAGAUGAUUUACUUGGAUGGAGAUAUCCAAGUGUUUGAUAACAUUGAUCACUUGUUCGACAUGGAGGAUGGUUACUUUUAUGCUGUUAUGGAUUGCUUCUGUGAGAAAACCUGGAGCCACACCCCACAGUACAAGAUUGGCUACUGCCAGCAGUGCCCCGAUAAGGUCCACUGGCCUUCCAAGCUCGGUCCUAAGCCUCCACUUUACUUCAACGCUGGCAUGUUUGUAUAUGAACCCAGCCUAUCUGUGUACGAGGACCUCUUGACCACUCUCAAAGUCACCCCUCCUACCCCUUUUGCGGAGCAGGAUUACCUGAACAUGUUCUUUAGGGAUAUUUAUAGGCCCAUUCCGCCCAUUUACAACCUGGUCCUGGCCAUGCUAUGGCGCCACCCGGAUAACAUUGAGAUAGAAAAGGCCAAGGUCGUUCACUACUGUGCGGCUGGCUCCAAACCAUGGAGGUAUAACGGCAAAGAACAAAACAUGGACAUGGAACAUAUUAAGAUGCUGGUGGCAAAAUGGUGGGAUAUAUACAAUGAUGAAUCGCUUGACUACAAAAAUGUUGUGGCCACUGGCGAAGCAGAAGCUGAUGAGGAUGAGCAUGCAGGCCUGCAACAACUUUUCGCAGCGUUGCCAAAAGCUGGUGUUGUUCGUUAUAUUAACGCCCCAUCAGCCGCUUAAUGUUUGUGGCCUUGAUUUGGUGGGGAUAUUUAUUAUCAAUACUAUAGUACAAUAUACAAUUGAGGGAGUGUAAUUGGGUAAAUGU